GUUAAGGAGCCGAGUUUUUAGUUGCUGGUUUCAUCACUUGCAUUUAUUGGCGGGAAUAGAUAGCACCUGCUUUCUUCAACCACGAGCUCUCCCUGAAAACUUUUUUGUACAUAUACCUGCUCUGCUCUCUGUGUUUUGAUUUUUGAUCUCUUUUUGUCUGUCUGCUACAUUUAACUCAAACCAUCUGUGUAAUAUGGAGGAGGUUGAGUUGGCAUGCAACAAGCUCCCAGACCACAACACAACGGUACCCAAAAUGGAUCAACCAAUAGCCGAAAAGCGCACAGUCUCGUUCUUUGGGCUUUUCGCUGCUGCUGAUUCAGUAGAUUAUAUAUUAAUGUUGUUUGGAAGUAUUGGGGCGUGCAUACAUGGCUCUGCGCUUCCAGUAUUCUUCGUCUUGUUUGGCCGUAUGAUCGAUUCUCUGGGACAUCUCUCUAACAAUUCUCACAAAUUGUCUUCCCGGGUUUCACAGAAUGCUUUAUACUUGGUAUAUCUAGGAGUGAUUAUAUUGGCAGCAGCGUGGAUAGAUGUUAUUUGCCAUCUUUCAGGUGUUGCAUUCUGGAUGCAGACUGGGGAGAGACAGACAGCUCGUUUGCGUCUCAAAUAUCUGCAGUCAAUUUUGAAAAAGGAUAUAAAUUUCUUCGACACCGAAGCCAGGGAUGCUAAUAUCCUUUUCCACAUUUCAAGUGAUGCAAUACUAGUUCAAGAUGCAAUAGGCGACAAGACAGGGCAUGCUUUGCGUUAUCUAUCUCAGUUCAUAGUUGGGUUUGCCAUUGGAUUUACAUCCGUAUGGAAGCUUACGCUUCUCACCUUGGGUGUCGUUCCAUUGAUAGCCAUUGCAGGCGGAGCUUAUACUAUAAUUAUGUCUACAUUAUCAGAAAAAGGUGAGGCUGCUUAUGCUGAAGCUGGGAAAGUAGCUGAAGAGGUAAUUUCUCAGGUCCGUACUGUGUACUCGUUUGUUGGGGAGGAGAGAGCAGUUGAAGCAUAUUCCAAAUCGCUUAAUAAGGCCCUCAAACUGGGUAAGAAAGGUGGUUUGGCCAAAGGGCUUGGUGUAGGAUUCACAUAUGGGCUGUUGUUCUGUGCUUGGGCAUUGCUUCUGUGGUAUGCAGGCAAACUUGUUAGGCACGGAGACACAAACGGGGGAAAAGCAUUCACAACAAUUAUCAAUGUCAUCUUUAGCGGAUUUGCUCUUGGUCAAGCGGCUCCGAACCUCGCUGCCAUUGCUAAAGGUCGAGCUGCUGCUGCCAAUAUAUUAAGCAUGAUUGAUUCAAAUGGCAACUCUUCUGAUAAGUUAGAUAAUGGAACAUUGCUGCCAAAAGUCUCAGGGCAGAUUGACUUUUCGGAAGUCUCUUUUGCUUAUCCAUCACGACCCAAUAUGGUGUUUGAAAAAUUGAGCUUUUCAAUCAGCUCUGGAAAGACUUUUGCAUUUGUUGGUCCCAGCGGUUCAGGAAAAAGUACAAUUAUUUCGUUGAUUCAACGUUUCUAUGAACCCACUUCAGGUAGAAUACUAUUAGAUGGGCAUGAUCUUAAAACUCUCAAGUUAAAAUGGUUGAGAGAACAAAUGGGAUUGGUCAGUCAAGAACCAGCUUUGUUUGCUACUACUAUAGCCGGAAAUAUUCUGUUCGGCAAAGACGAUGCUAGCAUGAAUCAGAUUGUAGAAGCUGCCAAAGCUGCAAAUGCCCAUGCUUUUAUUCAAGGAUUACCUGAUGGAUACUCUACUCAGGUAGGAGAGGGAGGGACUCAGCUUUCUGGAGGUCAGAAACAGAGAAUUGCUAUUGCUAGAGCAAUGCUAAGAAACCCGAAGAUAUUGCUCCUAGAUGAGGCAACAAGUGCUCUUGAUGCAGAAUCUGAAAAAAUUGUUCAACAGGCACUGGACAAGAUAAUGUCUCAUCGCACUACUAUCGUUGUUGCACAUCGGCUAUCAACUAUACGAGAUGUGGAUACAAUCAUUGUCUUGAAGAAUGGUCAAGUUGUUGAAAUUGGAAAUCAUUCAGAGCUGAUAUCGAAAAAGGAAGAGUAUGCAACACUGGUGAGUUUGCAGGCAACAGGACAAGUACAAACUUCCACAUUAACGUUUGGAGAAAUAUUAUCUCGCUCUCAAAGUUCAAAGAUUUCCAGCUUUCGAGAACUCUCAAGCAGCCACCGGUAUCAAGAGGACCUCAAGUCAAAUUCCAUAAGGGAGCUAGAACCAAGUAAUCAAAAAUUGUCAUCUCCAAACGCAGCUACUACUCCAUCAAUAUGGGAGUUACUAAAACUAAAUGCACCAGAGUGGCCCUAUGCACUACUUGGUUCUGUUGGUGCCAUUCUUGCUGGAAUGGAAGCUCCUCUUUUUGCCCUCGGAAUUACUCAUAUCUUGACUGCAUUUUAUUCCCCUCAUGCUUCUCAAGUCAAACACGAGGUUGAAAGGGUAUCUAUAAUAUUUGUUGGAGCAGCUGUUGCUACUAUUCCAAUAUAUCUGUUACAGCACUAUUUCUAUACAUUGAUGGGGGAGCGGCUAACAUCGCGUGUUCGUUUGUUCAUGUUCUCGGCUAUCCUUUCCAAUGAAGUGGGGUGGUUUGAUUUGGAUGAGAAUAACACUGGCCAACUUACAUCAAUUUUAGCAGCCGAUGCUACAUUAGUGCGCAGUGCUCUUGCUGAUCGUUUAUCAACAAUUGUGCAAAACUUAGCCCUCACUGUCACUGCCUUUGUUAUUGCCUUCAUAUUAAGUUGGCGAAUAGCUGCUGUUGUCAUUGCCUCACUCCCCUUACUUAUUGGAGCUUCCAUUACUGAGCAAUUUUUUCUCAAGGGAUUUGGAGGAGAUUACAGCCGUGCCUACUCCAGAGCAACUGCUGUGGCACGUGAAGCAAUUGCUAAUAUACGCACUGUUGCUGCAUUUGGUGCUGAAGAGCGACUCUCAAAUCAAUUUGCCUCUGAGUUAAGCAAACCAAACAAGAAAGCACUUUUACGAGGCCAUAUAUCAGGUUUUGGAUAUGGUUUAUCACAGCUUUUUGCAUUCUGCUCCUAUGCACUUGGCCUUUGGUAUGCAUCGGUUUUAAUCAAGAAGAAAGAGUCCAAUUUCGGAGACAUAAUGAAAUCCUUCAUGGUGCUGAUAAUCACUGCAUUGUCAAUAGCAGAAACUCUUGCUCUCACCCCAGACAUUGUCAAAGGGUCACAAGCACUUGGCUCGGUUUUCAGUAUCCUCCAAAGAAAAACAGCCUUAGAUCCUAACGAUCCCACAUCCAAUGUAAUCGAUAAUAUCAGGGGAGACAUAGAAUUCAGGAACGUGAGUUUCUGCUAUCCUGUUAGGCCCGACAUCACCAUUUUCAAUGGUUUGAAUCUCAAAGUCCAGGCAGGAAAAAGUCUUGCAGUGGUCGGGCCAAGUGGUUCGGGGAAGAGUACUGUGAUUUCAUUAGUAAUGAGGUUCUACGAUCCCGAUGUGGGAACAGUUCUGAUUGAUGGAUGCGAUAUAAAAACCUUCAAUUUGAGAUCAAUGAGGAAGAAAAUAGGCCUAGUUCAGCAAGAGCCGGCAUUGUUCUCCACAACAAUAUACGAGAACAUCAAAUAUGGGAAAGAAGAGGCAUCGGAAAUUGAAGUAAUGAAGGCGGCGAAAGCAGCAAAUGCUCAUGGUUUUAUUAGCAGAAUGCCUGCUGGGUAUCAAACCGAAGUUGGAGAGAGAGGAGUGCAGUUAUCUGGGGGACAGAAACAGAGGGUGGCGAUUGCCAGAGCAAUUCUAAAAGACCCAUCGAUUCUUCUUUUAGAUGAAGCAACAAGUGCCUUGGACACGGCAUCUGAGAAAAUGGUUCAAGAGGCUCUUGAUGUUCUUAUGGAAGGUCGAACCACAAUUAUGGUAGCACAUAGAUUGUCAACCAUUCGUGAUGCACAUAGAAUUGCUGUUUUGCAGCAUGGUAAGGUAGUUGAAAUCGGUAGCCAUGAACAACUCAUUGGGAAACCCGGUAGCGUUUAUAAGCACUUAGUCAGGCUACAAGAGGAGAAGACUGUAGAAUUGCUUGAUUAAAUUCUAAGAAUUUACGUUAUACUUUUGCUUCCUGUAUAACCUUUAAGUAAAGCUCAAGUCAAACUGUGUAUAAUUUUUAUAAGAAGUUAAUUCUUUUUGUCUGGAGAAACAAAAUUUAAUAUCA
Molecule: messenger RNA, 4115 nt
Organism: Ziziphus jujuba (common jujube)
Lineage: Eukaryota; Viridiplantae; Streptophyta; Magnoliopsida; Rosales; Rhamnaceae
Product: ABC transporter B family member 13
Exons: 10
Coding region: 194-3991 (1265 amino acids)
Biological process (GO): transmembrane transport
Cellular component (GO): membrane
Molecular function (GO): ABC-type transporter activity; ATP binding; ATP hydrolysis activity
Source: RefSeq, a predicted model, not a curated record